Messenger RNA from Xylaria bambusicola, 3983 nucleotides. RefSeq lists its product as uncharacterized. The coding region runs from base 203 to 3808 and encodes 1201 amino acids. The record is from RefSeq and is a predicted model, not a curated record. The transcript has 5 exons. NCBI's taxonomy places the organism in Eukaryota, Fungi, Ascomycota, Sordariomycetes, Xylariales, Xylariaceae.
UUUAACCCGUUUGUCUAAUUUCUAAUUGUCUUGCAAAAUAUCAUGACGCUUGCUUGAAGCCGCCGCUAUUAUCCAAUUGUGCUUUUCCUGCAAAGGACCAUACAUAGAGAUACCUGGGGUUUGAGGCAUACUUGGAAUCCCCACAUCUUCAGCCAUCCCUGCCAGAUUCACUCGUUGCCAGCCGCUGGCUUGACCUCAUAUCAUGGAGUCGUACCUCCCCCGGGCUCGGAUGGCCCUGGGCGUCCAGCGUCGAUUGAGUAGGCUUUAUAAUGAUACUAAGAAGUCAUCCGACUUCGUCCAGGAGCCCUUACAGGCUGCCGAUGAUCCCGAGAUCAAAGCUUUACAUCGUAAACUACGCAUUCAGAAGGACAGGCUUGUUAGCUGGGGCGUGGAAUGGUCUGACCGCACUGAUUCGAACCAGUCCCCCGAGAUCGAUGAGGCUUUGAAUCAAGCUGGCUUGACGGACCUUGUUGGCAGUAUCAUGGGUACCAUUAAGGAUAUCUUGGCCGAAGCAGAGCCCCUCUGGCUUGCCUCGAAGCGAACCGCGGGUAGUGAAAAGUCGCACGAGAAGGCCUCAGGGGACCGGAAAGCCCCACUGAUAGUAUGGGAUAAAGGUAGAUUUGAGGACCUUGUGAAGGAUCUCACAGCCUCGAUCGAUACGCUUUGUGACCUAUCCCGCACUCGUUCAUCCGCCGCUAUAAUCAGCAGUACUUCAAAAAAUACAAAUACGUCGAAACAGUCUAUAGAAGAUCUACGGCCUUAUGGUUCGACGCGAAUUCAGACGCCUCAACAGAUCGACCCCCAGAAGCUCCUAAGCCUCAGAUCUUUCCAGGCUCAGUCUUUGUCUGAGAGUGCGCCAUUACAGGAGAGACCACAGGAAAUUUUCUUUAUGAGCAAGCAGGAUUAUACCGAUCUGACGCACCGGCCUGCUAGACGACCAUGGUGUCCGCUUCUAGUUGAAUAUGCCGAAUUCGAUCCAAUUUAUUCCGCAACAGGAAUUAUGCCUGAGAUGACCCGUUUUGAGAAGCUAAGUACAGGACUUCAGACGGAAUCUUCGAGAUCUCCUGGCGCGUGGAUAGGAUUACCUCUAUUGCUAGGCUAUUAUGAGGACGUGGAACGUUCUAGGGUGGCCUUGGUUUACUCAUUCCCUCCUACCUUCAGCGCUAUCACGUUCGACAACGUGACGCAGCACCCGGUCGACAAUUUGUGCACGCUUUCUAACUUGCUUAGUCGACCAAACUUUGAACCCACCUUAGAGGCUAAGUUUCGUCUCGCCUACAACUUGGCCAAUACCGUUUUCGAUAUGCAUUCCCGAGGCAUCACCCAUGGUAAUCUUCACGGUUCGACAAUCUCUUUCGUCAAUACGGUUAACAGUGAUACCGGCAUGCCCAACGCGAACGAGAUAGACAUUCGGCGUCCAGUUAUCUCCUCCUUCGAUAUUUUCCCCAACUCGCCCUCUUCUUCAACAGGUCAUUCAUCCUCCAUGUUCCUCCUGCAUCGCCAUCCACUUGAUCCACGAACCACCAGCCAGUCUCCAUUAGCUGUGAACAGUGAUACCAAAACCCUAGAUCUGUACUCUCUUGCCAUGAUGCUCGUCUCUAUCGGCCUCUGGACUACUUUGGAGAACCUUGUACCCAAUCUAGACUCUCCUAGCGUUCCAGAGUCUGUUCUCGGUCAGCUGGCUAUUCGAUGUGGUACACCAUAUAUGAGGGCUGUGCAAGCAUGUUGGAAUGCUGUUGAACUGGAACUCUCGCGGCCUGGCAACGGUGACGAGAUUAUCAGACAAGUACAGUCGCGAGCAAGUGGCUAUCUCGAGGCAUGCUGUAUCCUGGAUAGCGUCAGCGAGCUUGACGAUCGCCUAAGCGAUGAUUUCAUGCAUGCACCCUCACGUCAGAGUAUCAAGCCAAAGGCCUCUACCACAUCGUUGCCAGGAUCGUCUAAGACCAGUACGAAGAGCCAAAGUUAUGACAUAAAACGUGCACUGCCACAGGAACGGUCACAAUCCUUUCCCACCGAACGUGAACCCCUUGUGAAGUCGCACCCAGUGGAAAGCAUAUCAGAGAAGUCAAAAGAACUUAAAGAGCCCAGAGAGAAACUGCCCAAGCUUCGUCUGUAUCCUCAAAUCCCAUUGCCAGACGACGUAGUUGAGCAAUGGAAUGAGAUCCUGAUGCCGCAAAUUAAUCUAGCUUUACGACAUUUUUACCGCAAGCACCCGGAAUCAGUCGAAAUAUCAAUUGAGUCUAUAGGCGAGUCUCCCCAGAAAACUACACCCACUGUACUAGUUGUGUGCACUUCAGUGAGCAAAGUGCGUGCCAUAUUGAAUAAAAAGCUGGGUAUUCUAUUUGAUGGUACCACAACGAAUAUAGCACUCAAAGUAUGCCGAGGGUCUAUGGUGAGAUCAAGGAAAGGUCCCGUACGAAGCAUGGCAAAGAGCGAUACACAGGGUGAUUCGAGUCGACAUAGCUACGUUGAAGGAGAUGAGUCUGAGGAGAUCCCUGCAGCUAAUCCCGAUUAUCAACAAAAGCCACAAAAUGGCGCGAGCAUUGGGGCAUGGAUUGGAGACAAGCAUCUUCCACCAGUGAGCUUAGGAGGUGUCAUUAUCGUGGAUGAUAAACCCUAUGGCAUGACUGUACACCAUAUGCUAGAUGACCCCGACCGUCCUUUUCAAGGAUCAGAUGAUUUUGAAGAACUUACGGAUAGCGCAACACGAGCCAGUGCACCAAUCUUCAGAAGCAGUGCAUCGGCACGAGACCUGUCGUAUCUCACUGAAGGGGAGACGUCCUCUGAAGGUAGUGACUUCGCUUGCGAGUUCUCCGACACUGAGUCUGAAUACUCUGCGACAGAUAUCACUAGCGAUGAAGAGGAUGAAGAUGAGGAUGAGGAGUUCAACCAGCCAGGCGACAUUCCCGGGAUAGAACCAGGAUGUGGACACGGAUACAUUGUAACACAACCUGCUCUUGACGAUGUGCCUGACGGGUUUUAUCCUUCCCCUGAAACGGAAAAUGAGGUAAUUGAUACUUAUAGCGUUGGUGAAGUCUACGCCUCUUCUGGCAUUCGAAGACGAACCGAAAAUACUCUCAUUCAUGAGAUAGAUUGGGCUCUAUUUGAAUUUCAAGAUGAUAGACUUCCGGAUAAGAAUCUGUUUCCGCCAGUCGAUGCUGGAGACCACCGGGUUUUGACCUUCGAUCAUUUACAGCCAGUGGAGGUGGCUCCUGUAAAAUCUCUACCUGGACUAGACGUACAAUGUGUAGCUCGCACUAGUGGUACACAAGCUGGUCGAAUUCUCCCCGCCCUCACGACGGUUAAGAUUUAUGGACGUGCCUCCCCAAGUCACUCAUACCAAGUUAGCGGGAAAAUACCAGGUGUAUCCAAACCCAUGACACCUCCCAACCAGGCAGGACAUGGUGUAUCCCUCGGCAUACCCGGAGACUCAGGUGCCUGGAUUGUCGACAGACUUUAUGGCCGCCUUUGCGGUCACAUAUUAGCAUGGAGCGAGCGUAAACAGGUUGCCUAUAUAUGUCCUAUGGACGUCCUUCUACUCGACAUCGCGGAAACGCUACAGACGACAGACGUACGACUACCCAACGGAGAUAUCCUCUUCGCGAGUUCCGAUAAUAGGGCCGAUAACGACGUAGUAGAAAUAUCUGGGUCCGAGGCUUGGACAGAAGAUGAUAUCCCUGAUACUGAAGACAUUUAUCAAUCAUCGCAACCUCCUAUCGGGAAGGACAAUGUGAACAUGGAUAUAUUAGCGAGGGAUAUGGAUAAGGUACAUAUCCAGGAAACGGAAGUUCGGUAUAGAAUGAAAUGAAUUGGACAUGACGGGUAUUAUAAGCUACAGCUGGUUACGAAGAUCAUGAUGGUAAUUAGUAGAGUGUGCAUUUGGAGGCUCAUUUUUCCUCGGGAUAUUCUUCGCGUUGUUCUCUCCUCUUAUUAUCCACUCGUGAGCUUUUUAUAGCUCGAUACAGCUAUUAGGCACUUUCCCC